This is a messenger RNA of Trichoplax adhaerens, 3669 nucleotides long. RefSeq lists its product as uncharacterized. Gene Ontology annotation, molecular function: structural molecule activity; protein binding. The coding region runs from base 1 to 3669 and encodes 1222 amino acids. Lineage: Eukaryota; Metazoa; Placozoa; Uniplacotomia; Trichoplacea; Trichoplacidae. The record is from RefSeq and is a predicted model, not a curated record. Gene Ontology annotation, biological process: retrograde vesicle-mediated transport, Golgi to endoplasmic reticulum; endoplasmic reticulum to Golgi vesicle-mediated transport; intracellular protein transport. Gene Ontology annotation, cellular component: COPI vesicle coat. The transcript has 39 exons.
AUGCUGAUUAAAUUUGAAACCAAGUCGGCCAGGGUCAAAGGUAUAUCCUUUCACCCCAUGAGGCCAUGGGUCUUGGCAAGCUUGCAUAGCGGAUUAAUCCAAUUAUGGGAUUACAGAAUGUGCACUUUAAUUGACAAAUAUGAUGAACAUGAUGGCCCUGUACGUGGUGUCGACUUUCACUCUCAACAACCUUUAUUUGUAUCAGGCGGGGACGAUUAUAAAAUUAAGGUGUGGAAUUACAAGUCCAAAAAGUGCCUUUUUACUCUCCUUGGACAUUUGGACUACAUCAGAACAACAUUCUUUCAUAACGAAUACCCUUGGAUAGUUAGUUCAUCUGAUGAUCAAACGAUCAGGAUAUGGAAUUGGCAAUCGCGGUCUUGUGUUUCCGUGUUGACUGGACACAAUCAUUAUGUCAUGUGCGCAAAUUUUCACCCAACCGAAGAUUUAAUUGUCUCUGCAUCGUUAGAUCAAACUGUCCGCGUAUGGGACAUUACAGGAUUAAGGAAAAAAACUGUUGCUCCUGGUGCUGGUGGCUUUGAUGAUCGAAACAGAGGCCCUGGCUCAACGGACUUGUUUGGUGUACAGGAUGCUGUUGUAAAACAUGUGCUAGAGGGUCAUGAUAGAGGAGUGAAUUGGGCUAAUUUCCAUCAUAGUAUGCCCUUGAUUGUAUCUGGAGCUGAUGAUCGCCAAGUGAAGAUAUGGAGAAUGAAUGACAGUAAAGCUUGGGAAGUAGAUACCUGUCGAGGCCAUUAUAAUAAUGUUUCUUGUGUACUUUUCCACCCUAGACAAGAUCUUAUCAUUAGUAAUUCUGAAGAUAAAAGUAUACGUGUAUGGGAUAUGUCAAAGAGAAUUGGUAUCCAAACUUUCCGCCGGGAGACUGAUAGAUUCUGGGUUGUAACAUCUCACCCUUCUCUCAAUUUGUUUGCGGCUGGUCAUGACGGUGGAUUGAUAGUCUUUAAGCUAGAAAGAGAGAGACCCCCUUAUGUUGUUCAUGGAAAUAUGCUGUAUUACGUAAAGGAUCGCUAUUUACGUACAUAUGAAUUUGGUAGUAAGAAAGAUGUUCCAAUCAUGCAAAUGAAAAACCAGAAUAGAUCAUAUAUUAGUAAUCUUCAUUAUAAUCAGGCUGAAAAUGCAAUAAUCGCCUGCACGACGUUACCUAAUCAAGAAAGCUGUUAUUACGAUCUUUACACUUUACCGAAAUCGGUUGAAAACAGCAGUAAUCCAGAAGUCGGAAACAGUCGAUCAUCGAAUGGAUUGUCAGCAGUAUGGUUAGCAAGAAAUAGAUUCGCUGUUCUAGACAAGACACAUACGAUCCUUAUAAAGAAUUUAAAGAACGAAAUUUCUAAGAAAAUUUCUCCACCAGCCUGUGACAUGAUCUUCUUUGCGGGAACAGGCAAUUUAUUGCUUCGUGAUGGUGAUAACGUUUCGUUAUACGAUGUUCAACAAAAACGAGUUAUGAAUAAAGUCAGAGUUCCGAAAUUCAAGUAUGCAUGUUGGUCACCAGAUACAACACAUGUUGCUCUGCUUGGAAAACAUGUUAUCAAUAUCUGCAAUCGCAAAUUGGAAUCCAUAUGUACUGUUCAUGAAAAUAUUCGAGUCAAAAGUGGCGCUUGGGAUGAUAAUGUCUUUAUUUACUCAACAAACAAUCACAUCAAGUAUUGUCUCCGAAAUGGAGACUCUGGCAUCAUUCGUACCAUUGAUUUGCCUCUGUAUAUCACUCUAGUUCGUGGAUCUAACGUAUAUUGUUUGGAUCGAUCUUGCAAGAUCAAGAUUCUACCAAUCAAUAACACUGAGUACAAAUUCAAACUAGCUUUAGUUACUCGCAGUUAUGACCAGGUUCUAUACAUGGUUCGAAAUUCUAACCUUAUUGGUCAGUCCAUAAUUUCUUACUUGCAGAAGAAAGGUUAUCCCGAGGUUGCUCUACAUUUCGUGAAAGAUGAUCGUACUCGAUUUGGCCUUGCUUUGGAAUGCGGAAAUAUUGAGAUUGCCCUCGAUGCUGCACGUAACUUAAAUGAUAAUUUAUGUUGGGAAAAAUUGAGUGCUGUUGCCCUGCAACAAGGAAAUCAUCAGGUUGUGGAAAUGGCAUACCAGAGGACAAAGAAUUUUGAUCGUUUGGCAUUUUUGUACUUGAUUACUGGAAAUUUGCAAAAAUUACAGAAAAUGAUGAAAAUUGCUGAAAUACGCAAGGAUUUCAGUGGGCAAUACCAAAUUGCUUUGUAUCUUGGAGAUGCACUUGAACGUGUAAAAAUUUUAAAUGCAUUAGGCCAAAAACAUCUUGCAUACCUGACCGCAGCCACUCACAACCUUGAAGAAGAAAGUAAUACUUUAAAAAGUAACUUUCAAAAUGGCGAUACGGUUCCUAGCAUGCUUGAAGAUGCAAAGCUUCUUCGUCCACCUGUGCCAGUGAUGCCAUGUGAAGGCAAUUGGCCUUUAUUGACGACAAGAAAAAGUUUCUUUGAUACUAAAGCUAGUGGCGGUGGUGGUUCAAUGGCUGCAGUUGUUGAAGAUGCGGAAGCAAUAGGUGAUACAGGAGGCUGGGGUGAAGAUGCUGAUUUGGAUCUUGAUGAAGGUAAGAACGAAUUUGUUGAUGAAGAUGAAAUUGCCGGUGACGGUGAAGAUGAUGAAGAAGGUGGCUGGGAUAUUGGAGAUGAAGAUCUUGAAUUACCUCCUGAUUUGGAAGUAGUAGAGCCCACUAGUGCCGAAGAAGGCUACUUUGUACCGCCUACGAAAGGAGUCAGCCAGCUUCAAGUUUGGUGUAACAAUUCCAGUUUAGCCCAUGAUCACGUAAUUGCAGGAUCAUUUGAAAGUGCUAGUCGGUUACUUUAUGACCAAGUUGGUGUAGUCAAUUUUGAGCCCCUGAAGGCAAUGUUUUUAGCCACGUAUGCACGAGCGCGAGUAGCGUACGUUGGUUUACCAAGUACACCUCCUCUAUUUGGAUGUCCUCAUCGAAAUUGGAGAGAAGCUGGAGCCCGUAACGGUGUUCCUGCUAUUAAAUGUAAAUUAAGUAAUCUUGUAGAAAAACUUCAAGCUGCUUAUCAAUUAACUACUUCUGGGAAAUUCCAGGAAGCAGUUGAAAAAUUUCGAAAAAUUCUUUAUAAAAUUUUGUUGCUAGUUGUAGAUUCUCGACAAGAAGUGAAUGAGGUGCAGCAGUUGAUUUCAAUAUGUAAUGAAUAUAUACUUGGUUUAUCUAUGGAAAUUAAGCGAAAAGAAAUGCCAAAAAAUACGUUGGAAGAGCAAAAGCGCCAGUGUGAGAUGGCUGCCUACUUUACACAUUGCAAUCUUCAACCUGUCCAUUUAAUUUUAACAUUGCGUACGGCAUGUAAUUUGUUUUACAAGAUCAAGAACUUUAAAGGAGCUGGUGGAUUUGCUAGACGUCUGUUGGAUCUGGGUCCGCGUCCAGAUGUUGCAAAACAGGUGAGAAAGAUUUUGCAAGCAUGUGACAAAAACCCAACAGACACUCAUGAGCUAGAGUACGACGAGCAUAAUCCUUUCACAAUUUGUGGCCUAUCAUAUAAACCAAUAUAUAGAGGGAAGCCACACGUAAAAUGUCCAUUGACUCAAACGACAUAUUUACCAGAACAUAAAGGGCGUUUAUGUCCCGUUACUCAAAUCUGUGAAAUUGGCAAAGACUGCAUUGGGCUACGUAUUAGCCCAACACAAUUUCGUUGA